AUGCCGCAAGACCCAAACCUCUACGGCCAACCGCCGCCCAAGAAGCGCAAGAACAACAUGUCGCUGAGCAGCUCCCUCGACUUCACCGCCCAACUCACGUCGCUCAUGUCAACACCGUCCACGACGACAUCCGCUCCAGCGCGAUCACGUCCGUCUCGGACGAAAGACGACAUCUUCAGCAGCUCCAAAUCCAAACGCCGCGACGACGGCACCAAACCCGGCUCGAGCUCCGCCGAUUCCAACAAGCUCAACCUGAAAGAACCCCUCGGCACCGAAGAAGAGUCGUCAAAUCUCGCCCGGACGCGGCGCAAGAUGGAGGAGAAGGCGCGCCUCUACGCCGCCAUGAAGCGCGGCGACUACGUCCCCAAAGAAAACGAGGCCGCGCCCCUGAUAGACUUUGACCGCAAAUGGGCCGAGACCGAGGAGGCGCGGGGCAAGGACGGGGGGGCCUCGAGUUCCGGCUCCGACGACGAUGACGGUGAGGACGAUGCAGAUACCAACGCCCAGGAAAUCAUCGAGUACGAAGACGAGUUCGGGCGUCUGCGACGGGGCACCAAGGCAGAUAAGGAACGACUGGAGCGCCAACGCCGACGCGGCCUCCUAGGCGCCGAAGAGCUGGAGCGCAUGUCGGCCCGGCCCGCGGCGCCGUCCAACCUGCUCUACGGCGACGCGAUCCAGACGAUGGCUUUCAACCCGGACGACCCGGACAAGAUGGAGGAGCUGGCGCGGAAGCGCGACCGGAGCGCGACGCCGCCCGACAUGAAGCACUACGACGCCGACAGCGAGAUCCGCACCAAGGGCACGGGCUUCUACAAGUUCAGCAAGGACGAGGAGGUCCGGUCCAAGGAGUUCCAGAGCCUCGAGGAGGAGCGGCAGAGGACGGAGGCCGCGAGGAGGGAGCGCGAGGAGAAGAAGGAGGCGAGGCGGAGGGAGAUCGAGCAGCGGCGGAAGGACGUCGAGGCGAGGAGGGCGAAGAAGUUGGCUGAUAGCUUUUUGGACGGGCUUGCAUCCGACAUGAAUGGGGGCGGCGCCACGGCCGACCAGGCACUGAACGGUCCGUCGCAAUGA
Molecule: messenger RNA, 1068 nt
Organism: Colletotrichum karsti
Lineage: Eukaryota; Fungi; Ascomycota; Sordariomycetes; Glomerellales; Glomerellaceae
Exons: 1
Coding region: 1-1068 (355 amino acids)
Cellular component (GO): nucleus
Source: RefSeq, a predicted model, not a curated record